Molecule: messenger RNA, 2140 nt
Organism: Drosophila bipectinata
Lineage: Eukaryota; Metazoa; Arthropoda; Insecta; Diptera; Drosophilidae
Gene: Acsf3
Product: Acyl-CoA synthetase family member 3
Biological process (GO): fatty acid metabolic process
Molecular function (GO): medium-chain fatty acid-CoA ligase activity
Source: RefSeq, a predicted model, not a curated record
UAGAACCCAUUUGACUUUUCAAACGAUAGCCACUGAAAGGCACAGCAAAAUUGUGCUCUCCGCCUCCCCCACUCACCUCACUCACCCGCCGGUCCGCUGUUAAUAUUUUUUUUUUUUCCAAACUAAUUUAAAAAAAUAAGAAUGCUGCUUCUACGCCGCUGUCAAAGGCUGAACCUCCGGCCAUUAGUGCGCCUCUGUUCCGCUGAACUUAUCCACAAGGAUGGUUUUAUUGAGAAGCUGCGACACAGCUUCGAUGAGGACGAGCGCAGCAAUCUGGUGGUGCCGUCGUUCAAGAAGGCCAUGCUCUAUCCGGACGAGAUUGCCGUGAAGGACAUCAAUGGAGAAUACACCUAUUUCCAGCUAUAUCUGACCGCCAAGCGACUGGCCAUACAGAUAUCCAAUAUAUGCGGAAGUGCCUCCUUGUCGCAUGUGACCUACCUCUGCUCCAAUAAUGCACUCUGGGUCGUCAUCCAGUGGAGUAUUUGGAUCUCGGGCCAGGUGGCGGUGCCCCUGGAAUCGAGUCAGGCGAUGGAUCAACUAAUGCGCCAUGCCUCUAGCUGCAAGACCAAGCUCCUGAUCGCCACACCGGAGUUUGAGCCAAUUGCCCAGGAACUGGCCCAGGGUCUCAAAUCGGCCACGAUCGUGCUGGAUCACACGUUUGUUCCGACGGCGGAGAGCAUAUCAUCCACGUCCAUGUAUGCCAAGCAGCUGGUGGGCACCCAGGGCGUUGUCCUAACCGAGAGCACCCUUCCUAGUGACUUUUAUGCUGGAGCUCCGGCUAUGCUGCUCCAUACGCCCAACACUAUCAACAAUCCCAAGCCGGUGCUGCUCACCCAUCGGAAUAUCGAUGCACAGAUGCGAUGUUUGAUUGGAAGUUGGCGCCUAAGUUCCUCGGACUGUUUGUUUCCCAUUCUAUCCAUGAACCGGAUGCAAGUCGCUGUCGGUGCGAUUUUGAAUGUUGGCGGCAACGUUGUCCUGCAACAGAAGUUCGAUGGAAACAACGCCUGGAGUGCCCUGCUGGGGAUCAAUAGCCCCUCGAAGCAGCGUGUCAGCCUCUUUCUGGCCAUGCCCAUUGUCUACAAACGUCUGAUAACCGAGUACGAGAAGAUGUUCUCCAAGGACUCACGUAUGGUCGACUACAUUAACAAUCACUGUCGCCAGAAGAUCCGUCUGAUGGGCACCGCAUAUGGUCUGCUCUCGGACGCGGUGUUCUAUCGGUGGCGUGAGAUUACGGGACAGAAUAUAUACGAGUACUACGGGAUGCUGGAAACGGGUCUGGUUCUGGGCCACACCAUAGAGGAACCAGCGGCCGAUGGAGGCAGAGUAUCGACAAUGGCAGUGGCAAGAGGAGGUGCCACCGGCAGUCCCAGCCGUAAAGCGGCGGCGGCUGCCCUUCUAAACGACUAUCGGCCCGGGACACUGGGUGCCCCAUUGAAAGGGGUCACUGCUCGUUUGAUUAGCAACAAUGGAGCCGAGCUUAUAACAUGUAAGAAUGAACUGGGCGGACCAGUGGACCACGGGCUCAUCCAAAUGGCGGACAUGGGCGGCAACAUUGCACAAACGGUUAUCGGAGAACUGCAGAUUUCCGGUGCCCAUUUGGUGGGCAAGACCAAUGUCCCACCAUCCGCUAACCAGCAAAUGGAACCGGGCACCACCGAUCAGAAGUACUCGAAUGAUGGCUUCUUCAAGACGGGUGACAUUUGUGCCUACCAGGAUGGUAAUUUCCAUUUUCUGAGCAAAAGAAGUGAUGUCUUCACCGUCGGUGGAUACAAAGUCUACGGUUCGGAGAUCAAAAGAGUACUCAUUUCCCAUCCAAACAUCAAUGAUGUCGCCGUACUGGGCAUUCCCCAUAAGUUGUGGGGCCAUCGAUUGGGCGUUAUAUGCAUUAUAUCGCCCGAUGCCGAUAUCGAUCUGGAUGAUAUUAAGACCUAUUGUUUCCGUCAUUUGCCGGCUCACAAGUGCCCAUCCGUUUUCAAGACAUUGGUGUCCAAGUAGGGCCCUAAGUGUCACCAUGUUUUCUGUCCGUUUUCGAGUCCUGGUCUUCCAGAAGUCCCCAAAACAGUCGGAAUUCAAUGAAAAAAUUCAAGUGAUGAUUAACCAUGGUUGGUUCGCCAAAAAAAAUAAAGAACUUUUCUAAAGA